Molecule: messenger RNA, 834 nt
Organism: Zingiber officinale
Lineage: Eukaryota; Viridiplantae; Streptophyta; Magnoliopsida; Zingiberales; Zingiberaceae
Product: phosphoenolpyruvate carboxykinase (ATP)-like
Exons: 6
Coding region: 1-834 (277 amino acids)
Biological process (GO): gluconeogenesis
Cellular component (GO): cytosol
Molecular function (GO): ATP binding; phosphoenolpyruvate carboxykinase (ATP) activity
Source: RefSeq, a predicted model, not a curated record
AUGGACGUUGGGCAGAAGGUAGAGGAAAAUGAGGCUCGGCAGAACCCAGGGCAGAAGAAUUCGGGGUGCAUCCGUACUACGCCUGAAGAACUGGAGGAUUUCAGUACUCCGGACUUCACAAUUUACAAUGCUGGCCAGUUUUCAUUUAAUCGAUACACACACUACAUGACUACCUCCACCAGCAUUGAUCUUCAUCUUGAUAGGAAAGAAAUGGUCAUCCUUGGCACACAGUAUGCCGGGGAGAUGAAGAAGGGUUUGUUCGACGUGAUGCACUAUCUAAUGCCUAAAAGAAACAUUCUCUCCCUGCACUCUAGCAACAAUAUGGGCAAAGAUGGUGAUGUUGCCCUUUUCUUUGGACUAUCAGGCACAGGGAAAACUACUCUGUCUACAGACCACAACAAGCUUCUUAUUGGCGAUGAUGAGCAUUGCUGGAGUGAAAAUGGUAUUUCAAACAUUGAAGGAGGUUGCUAUGCAAAAUAUAUCAGCCUAACAAAGGAGAAGGAACCUGACAUUUGGAAUGCCAUCAAAUUUGGAACCGUGUUGGAAAACAUCGUUUUCGAUGAACACACUAGGGAAGUAGACUACUCUGAUAACUCUAUUACUGAGAACACUCGAGCUUCAUAUCCAAUUGAGUAUAUUCCUAAUGCGAAGAUACUGUGUGUUGGUCCGCACCCUAAGAAUGUCAUCCUCUUGGCAUGUGAUGCUUUUGGCGUGCUUCCACCAGUUAGCAAACUUACUUUACCGCAAACAAUGUAUCACUUCAUCAGCGGUUACACUGCUCUGGUGCAUAGUCCAUUGCAUCAAGCACAUCGUCGGGCAAUUCGUGAGGCUUGA